UUAUUUAUUUAUUUUUUUAAUUUAUCAUGAAUUGGUAUGCAACAUUUUGGUAUAAAUACAAAAGUCUCUAAAAAAGAAAAGCAGUUCUUGUUUUGUCUUUUUCUCAUACAUCCCCUGUCACAACUCUAAAAUAAAAAAAAAUGAAUAAGCCAUUACCUAUCAAGCCACCUCGAAGUAUGAAGAAGCAACCGGUACGGAACCCUACUUAUUCCUUGUUUGAUACCAUGACACCUUCUCUUGAUUGGUUAAACACAAGCAAAAGGAAGCAUUCUUUUUCAUCCUCAUUUGAAGAUGUCACAAGUACUGACCACAAGGAUGGAGGAGAAGGAGGAGGAGGAGGAGGAUUUUGGCGUCGUGCAUCCUUACCCAAUUAUUUCACGAGUGUCAAACAAGAUUGUGACCAUUCGAUGUUGAAUGUUUGUCAAGACUGUAUUACAAAGGUUUCAUCACCUUCCUCCUUUACAACGUUUGACUUGCCAAAAGAGCCUUCGUUUACUAUUCCUCCCUUUCUCGACUCCUCCUUUUCUCCUUGCUCUUCCUUCAUUUAUCCAGAUGAGGCCUUUUUUAUUGGUGAUUUAUUGUCGCCUUCUACUUCUUUGGAUUCUUUCUCUGACCUGAAUACAUUUUAUUGUAUAAAAAUCACCAAUAUUCCUUGGGAUAUCUCUCAAAAGGAUAUUCGAUUAUUUUUUAAAGAUUUUGAAUUUCCAUCACCAUCGUUACAUGCUCAAUCCAUUCAUAUUAUGAUGGAUCGUAUGACGGGUAAAACGUUAUCCUGUUGUUAUCUCGAAUUUAUGACUGAAAGGGAAGCACAACGAGCGAUGGAUUUUGGUAACCAAAGGAUGUUAAAAAACCGACCGGUGACGAUCCAUCGGUGUUCCAGUGCGGAAUUUUUGUCGACGACCUUUCCCAAAUGGCAAAGUGGGUUUAUGGGCCAUCGAGCCAACGAGCCAACACAAACCGUAUUUCAACCGUUUAUCACGUCGGAAGAAAUGAAUUCCAUUCUGGUGAUCUGUAAAAAUUAUAAAUUGCAUUUUUCAAGAAAGUGUGCCGAAAGACCGUUUGAAAAUAUUAUUUCCAUUGUCACCAAAUAUCCUUGGGAGAAUGAAUGGGUGACGGUGGUACAGAAGGACGCUAUUUUUGACAUGCUGAAAUCCUCCAUGGAUAUUUUGAAAUGUCAUUUGGCAAAAGAAGUGGUGCAUAUUGAUGAUUCUUUAUUACACAGAAUGGCAAGAGUGGGUAUUAUGUGUCCUGCUUUUACAGAGCCACAAAAAACGAGUUUACUUCAAACUGCUCAUAUUAAAUGUCCCAUGAUGGAUAUCGAAUCUUACAUGUUAAAAUCAAGGCCGCUGCCAUUAGAUCAUUCAUAUGUCCAUGUCACCACUGCCAACACAUCCUUACUCGAUAUCUUGAAUGCCUCACCUAGUGCAAGCAGAAAUGAAAGCGAUGAAGAGAGUUACUUUUUUUGUGAAAAAGAGGACGAUGAAGAAUCCUUUUGUCAGCUACAGCUUGUUCAGUGAGAGAGAGACAAAAAAAAUCCUGCAAUUUUUUUUUUUUUUUUUAUAUAUAUAUAUAUUUAUUUAAGCAUUUGUUGAUGUAUUAGAGGCCC
Mucor mucedo is the source of this 1606-nucleotide messenger RNA. RefSeq lists its product as uncharacterized. NCBI's taxonomy places the organism in Eukaryota, Fungi, Mucoromycota, Mucoromycetes, Mucorales, Mucoraceae. The coding region runs from base 141 to 1517 and encodes 458 amino acids. The transcript is spliced from 5 exons. The record is from RefSeq and is a predicted model, not a curated record. Gene Ontology annotation, molecular function: RNA binding.